Drosophila nasuta is the source of this 767-nucleotide messenger RNA. RefSeq names its product NADH dehydrogenase (ubiquinone) B17 subunit (gene ND-B17). The transcript has 4 exons. The coding region runs from base 167 to 664 and encodes 165 amino acids. Gene Ontology annotation, biological process: mitochondrial electron transport, NADH to ubiquinone. Lineage: Eukaryota; Metazoa; Arthropoda; Insecta; Diptera; Drosophilidae. The record is from RefSeq and is a predicted model, not a curated record.
UAAAUAAUCUUAUGAAUAGACAGUCAAACUAAAUACUGGGAACACCAACCCAGCUAAAUUCUCACUGGUCACUGAAAAAUACUUGAAUUUGUGCAGAGGUUCGUUGUGAAUGGUAAAUUGGAAAUCAGCUGUUUUCGUUUUUUCAUCGAAGUAAGGAAACAGAAAAAUGGUUGCCGGCGGUGCCUCAGAUACGGGUGGCGUUAAGCCAAUGGCCAUUGCGGGCCGCAUGGUGCGCGAACGUGAGCGUUUAAUUGGUAUGACACCCGAUGAACGCGCUUGGCGCAAACAGUGGCUGAAGGAUCAGGAGCUGCACCAUGGACCACGUAAAGUUCCAGCCCUGGAGCUGGAACUCAACAAUCCCAUCAAGCGCUUGUACCGUGCACCAUUGGACACCAUUACCAAAGUUCUGUCACCGGCACUUGGAUUCCAACGUGCCUUCACAGUGCGCUAUUGGACAGGAAAGGCACUAAUCGCGCUGACUGGCAUUUAUGCUGGUGCCUAUUAUUUUAAAUACAAUCAAAAUGAUUGGACUCGUAAGGGCGGCUGGCGUGUAAUUUCGUCGCGCAAAGCGUGUCUGCCUGGAGACGAAGGUUAUCCCCGUGUCUCGGAUCGUUCGGCGCCUUCGGAUUAUGCGGCGCGUGGCUUCAAGCAAUCGCCCAUAUAAGCAUUGGAACUUAUAUUUUCUUUAGUUUCAAAUAUUAAUGUUAGCAAAAACGAAUUCGCAAUAAACUUGGAGCACACUCAAACAACAGUCGGUCGUAAGUGAA